AUGAAACGAGGUUACUCGGAAUCUUCACCAUCGGCCUCUCUUGGACCUCCUCAAUCCAAAUUUAAAUACAACCCCGAAGGUGAUGCAGAGUUUCUAGAGGAUGAGAGUACAAAGAUUUUUGCCAGGAAAGUGGCUGACCAUUACAGUGCGAGGACCAAUCAAACUCUGGAAGAGCGAGAAGCAAGUCCUAUUAUUCAUUUAAAGAAACUCAAUAAUUGGAUCAAAAGUGUCUUAAUUCAGCUUUAUGCGAAAAAAGGGGAUGUAGUUCUUGAUCUUGCUUGUGGCAAGGGUGGUGAUCUGAUCAAAUGGGACAAGGCAAAAGUUGGAUAUUAUGUUGGCAUUGAUAUAGCUGAAGGCUCGAUAGAAGACUGUCGUACGCGCUACAAUGGUGAUGCAGACCAUCAUCAGCGUCGUAAGAAGUUCUCAUUUCCUGCCCGACUUAUGUGUGGAGAUUGUUUUGAGGUUCGAUUGGAUGAAGUUUUAGAAGAUGAUGCACCUUUUGAUAUUUGUAGUUGCCAGUUUGCUAUGCAUUACUCGUGGUCUACCGAGAUACGUGCACGGCGAGCCUUGGCCAAUGUUUCAGCCUUACUUCGUCCUGGAGGCAUCUUCAUUGGAACAAUGCCAGAUGCCAAUGUUAUCAUCAAAAAGCUUAGAGAAGCUGAAGGAUUGGCUUUUGGAAAUAGUGUCUUCUGGAUACGUUUUGAUGAAGAAUUUUCUGAGAAGAAAUUUAAGUCUUCAAGCCCCUUUGGAAUUAAGUACAAGUUCCACUUAGAGGAUGCUGUUGAUUGUCCUGAAUGGAUUGUCCCCUUUCAUGUCUUCAAAUCACUGGCAGAAGAGUAUGAUUUGGAGCUAGUUUUCGUGAAAAACUCGCAUGUAUUUGUGCAUGAAUACGUAAAAAAGCCAGAAUUUAUUGAGCUCAUGCGGAGGCUUGGUGCAUUGGGUGAUGGAAACCAAGACAAAAGCACACUAUCACCAGAUGAAUGGGAAGUAGCUUAUUUGUAUCUGGCGUUCGUGUUGAGGAAGCGAGGGGAACCGGAGCAGCCUCGAGCAAAUGGUAGAAGAGAUAAAGGCAAGAUGCAAAUAGGAAAGGAGGACAUAGCAUAUAUCAGCAGUGAAGUUUGA
This is a messenger RNA of Ilex paraguariensis (yerba mate), 1122 nucleotides long. NCBI's taxonomy places the organism in Eukaryota, Viridiplantae, Streptophyta, Magnoliopsida, Aquifoliales, Aquifoliaceae. The record is from the annotation of a GenBank genome assembly.